CAGCCGAGUCAAUCAGUCCUCUUCAGCUCACCUUCUUCCUUUUCUUCUUCUCUCCUUUCAAUCCUUCUUCUGAAUUUCUGCCAAUUCUCUUGGUCCUUCCAAUCUCCAAGUCCAGGGCGGCAUGGAAUCAGUAAGGUUUUGCGUGAUGAGGGCGUCCCAAGGCUAGUUCAGAGACCACUAGAAAAUUGCUUGGACUGGGAAAAUUAGCAAGCGAUGCGCACGCUUUACUAUAAAGAAAUAUCAACAGGACCAGCCAACCCGACUUGGAAGUCGAUGAGGGAGAUGGUUACCUUUGCCAGGACCUGCUGAGUUGGAGCGAGAUCCGUUGUGGAAAUUCCAUGUUAGAGAUUUUAAGUAUAUCCUUUGUAAAGUUGUUGAAGAGGAUGGACAAGGUUGGCUAAACAGAAGCAUUGUAAUGUGUUUGGUCUACAAUUUCCCUCCUACUUGCAUCGCAAGGUUUUUGGAACUGUAUGUCGUAAAAAAUAAAAAAAUUCAUCAUUGGGCCCAAAUUAUCCUCGACAACACCAAUAUAAAAUAGCCAUAUACGUUACGUGCUAUGCUUGUAGACAGUUUUUCAGCUGUAGCGAGCCAUUUGAAAGUAUAAACUGCUGAACCAGUUGUAAACAUAAGUCUUCUUCUAUUCUUCCAUAAUGACAAGCCCAAAGAGCUUUUCUUGUUGCAUUUGCCGCCUUUUUUCAAGAACAUCGACUUCGGAAGCCUCACCACGAAAAACAACCAGUUUGGCCGCCUACGGCCUUAGCAGCCGGCAGCUGAAGCAACUACUCCCCUCUAAUUUUGCGGCUGUGUCUCCACCACCGCCUCUCAACAAUGAUAUCCUUGUCGAGAUCCUCUCGAGGCUCCCCGCCAAAUCUCUACCCCGCCUCCAGUGCGUGUGCAAGUCAUGGCGCGCCUUGAUCUCCGAUUCUCAUUUUGUCAUGAAGCACCUCAUCCACGCAGCGGCCACGUGCAGCACCAACAACAGCCUCACCCUCUUUCUCUCGUCUACUCGUCUCUAUUCCAUAGUCUCCGUAGGAUUGGACAAGGAUCAUGUUCAUGUUGCAAACAGAGAGCUUGAUUUGCCGGUGAAGAUCCCAGAUAUUUUGAUCACAAGAAUUGUGGGAUCUUGCAACGGUUUGAUUUGCCUGCAAGUCAACUACACCAACAUUGUCAUAUGGAACCCGUGCACCGGACACUCCAAGCUCUUGCCGAAGCCUUCUUCUCUUCUUUCCGGCUUCUUGUUUUUCGGGUUCGGCUACGAUUCGACCACGGAUGACUACAAGGUCAUCCGAGGGUCGAGAACCGCGCUUUCCAAGGAGACUGUGGUUGAGGUUUUCUCUCUCAGAACCAAUUCAUGGUGGAGGAGUCGCAAUAAAGACCAUGGCCAUGGCUAUGUUUGCUUGAAUGGGAAGGGCUGCUUUUUUAAUGGAGCUCUGUAUUGGGUAGAGCUUCAAUGGGCAGGGGGCCCUCGUCCCAUUGGUUCUAGGAUUUUGUCUUUUGAUUUGGCGGAGGAGAAGUUUCAGGAGACGGUGUCGUUGCCCUACCUUGGCAAGGAAGAAAACUGUGUCUUCGCUGGGAUUGGGGUCAGUAGAAAUUCUCUGUUUGUAUACUCCGACCCGAUGGGCUCGGAUCUUAGAAUAUGGGUUAUGAAGGAAUAUCGGGUCAGAGAAUCUUGGGCUGAACCCAUAGAAAUUUAUUUGGAUCAGAUUUUACCAGAAGAGGUUGAUGAAUCGUUCUUGAGGCCUUUGUGUAUUUUAGAGAGUGGAGAAGUUUUGUUGGGUUAUAAUCGAAAUAUCUUGGUAUUGUAUAAUCCCAAGGGAAAGACGUUUCGAAGUAUUGCUAUUGGGACUCAGUCGGAUGUAACCAUUUACAUGGAAACUUUGAUUACUCCGGCAACCGGCAGGGGCUCUGACGUGUGAACGAAACCCAAUUAUUUUGUUGGUGAGCUAGCGGAUCAUAUUUCCAUAAUGCUCAAGGAAAAACCCUACAAAGUAUUUGAAGGGAUUUGAGAAAAGGCUGCAGGAGGAGGUGCACAGCCUUUGGAGAAACAAAAUAAUGAAAAAGCCAAGCAAAUUAGUUGCUUAAUCAUAUGUUUGAUGGCACAAUGUGUAUUUCUUUGAUCCUUUUUCUGUAUUUUUCACUUCUUAUGCUAAUAUAAGUGUCUUGUACAAGAUUUAUACAUACAAAAAUAAAAAAAUUUGAGGUU
Prunus persica (peach) is the source of this 2203-nucleotide messenger RNA. Its product is annotated as F-box/kelch-repeat protein At3g06240. The record is from RefSeq and is a predicted model, not a curated record. NCBI's taxonomy places the organism in Eukaryota, Viridiplantae, Streptophyta, Magnoliopsida, Rosales, Rosaceae. Gene Ontology annotation, molecular function: protein binding. The transcript is spliced from 3 exons. Bases 651 to 1916 code for a protein of 421 amino acids.